Molecule: messenger RNA, 1444 nt
Organism: Pieris brassicae (large cabbage white)
Lineage: Eukaryota; Metazoa; Arthropoda; Insecta; Lepidoptera; Pieridae
Gene: Yod1
Product: ubiquitin thioesterase OTU1
Exons: 4
Coding region: 98-1033 (311 amino acids)
Biological process (GO): protein deubiquitination; endoplasmic reticulum unfolded protein response
Cellular component (GO): nucleus; cytosol
Molecular function (GO): cysteine-type deubiquitinase activity; protein binding
Source: RefSeq, a predicted model, not a curated record
UUUACCUAUUUCCAGUCUUUUGUGAAUACUUCUUUCUUAUAAAAUUACUUUCUUAAUAAUUUUUUUUAUAAAAAAUUGUGAUACAUAUAUUUAAAAUAUGGCAUCCUUAGCUAUUAGAGUGAAAAGUAAAAACGGUCAGCAGUUAUUAAAAGACUUGACCUCUGAAAGUACUGUGGGUGAACUAAAAAUGUAUCUUUCUAGUGUAACGAAUGUAAGUUGUGAGAGAAUAAGCGUCUUAUUAGGGUAUCCACCCAAACCUUUAGAUAUUAGUAACGAUGAGAAAAAAUUAAGUGAGAUUGGUUUAAAAUCCGGCGAGACCUUGAUAAUUGAGGAGAAAUCUGUGCCAGCUACUGAAACUUCGACUCAAGCAAUAAAUAAAAAACCAGUUGAAAAUGGAAUAGCGCCACAUGAACCGAAUGAUCCUUGCAGACCCGGAAUUCUUAUGAAGAAAGUAGUUCCUUCAGAUAACUCUUGCCUCUUCACUAGUAUAGGAUUUGUAUUGAAUGGAAAUGUUGAUACAACUGUACAUACCCUCAUGCGUCAGAUAAUAGGUAUGGAAGUAGCUGGUGACCAAGAAACUUAUAAUGAGGCUAUGCUUGGUAAACCUAAUGCUGAAUAUUGUGCUUGGAUCCAACAGCCAAGCUCCUGGGGGGGUGCUAUUGAGGUAGCAAUAUUGUCUAGAUUUUAUGGCAUAGAAAUGGCAGUUGUAGACACCUUAAAUGCAAUUAUCAAUAGAUUUGGAGAGGACAAGAAUUAUGGACAACGAGUGUUUCUACUGUUUGAUGGUGUCCACUAUGACCCAUUGUAUUUAGAACAAUCAGAUGGUGGAAUUCAAACUGUAUUUCCAGCUGAAGAUAUGGAUAUCUACAAAGAAGCUGAACAACUAGCAAAAGAAGCCAAAUCUUCGAGACAGUUUACAGACCUAAACAAAUUCACUUUAAAGUGUAUGAUUUGUCAGAAGCUCCUAACUGGACAAGUCGAAGCACAGAAACAUGCUAAGGAGACAAUGCAUACUAAUUUUGGAGAAGUCUAGCAUACAAGGAGCAAGCCAAAGGGCAUACUAACAUCACUUACUAAAAUCCUAGAUAAAUUCUUUUUGGCUCAUUAUUAGGCUACAGCUGUUUGAAAAGUACAUUACAAAAGCUUCAUUUUGUUACGCAUCAGUUUGUUUAUUUUAAUAAUAACGAUUUAUUUUUACUUAUGACCAUUGAUUAAUUUAAGCAUUAUAUAUAGUAAAGUUGUUUUAUUUUUUAGCUAAAUAAUUUAAUUUUGAGACUGAUACACAAAUGAAUUGUAUGAAGAAUAACUGUAAGUAUCAAUACUGACACAAGUACUGCCAUUAACAUUUUAAAUUCACCAAGUGCUUAUAUAGUAGAACAGUAACUAUAAUAAAAUAUCAUGUUUGUAGAAUCUUUAAAGCUGGGUACCCACCAUAUAUAUAGAA